AUCUUCUCGCAACACAACAAGGCCAAAUCCAAAAUGUUAAAAUCCCAUUCCAAGCCCAAUCAACCAAUGGAAAAUUGUCUUUUCCCCUUUCAAAACCCUAGCUGUCCUCUUGUCCACUGUCUCUAUAUAUAUCAAACCAAGUUGCUCAAGGAGAGUCUGUCCAGCUGCUAUUCUCAUACUCGACUCAAGAGAGGGCUCUUCGUCGCCGCCGCCACCACAGUCGCUAGGGUUCAUUCAACCUCUCUAUUCCAAGGUGGUAAGCAAUCUAACAUCGUCGGAAAUUUGGCGUUUAGAUCUGAUAUUGGGAAGAACUGGUUUCUCUGCAAUUCCCACGUCUUGGUUGAAGGAGUUGACUUUGAGAACUGCAUCAUUGAACCUACUCAUGUAAUUCUUCAGGGAUUCUCCGUCCCUCUGUUUAACUCGUAUCAGUUCAGAAGUAGUUUUCCUGCUCAACCUUAUGCUGGAAAACUUUGUGGCAAAAAAGGCAUGGAGGUGAUCAUCGAGGUCUUUCGUCCCAUCAUAUGUUUCGAGCUGAGGAAUUUUGAAGCCAGUGGGAUAAGGUUCCAAUGUGAUGUUGGUGUUCAGAGGAUGAGGUGGAGGUUGUUGAGCUGGGGCUACGUGAGACUAGCCCUGAGACUCACUAAGGAUGAUCAACAUGAGGGAACAUAUUUGGGAUUUGAGGUGGAAGCUGAGGUGGAAGGUUGGUGGGGAGUUGACCUUGUCCAAGGGGUUGAGAUUGAUUUCCAGCUCGAACUGAUCGAGUGUUAACCACGAUGAGAGAGCAACAAGAGAGCUUUCAGUUUGGAUUCCCACAGACGGCGCCAAUGUAAUUGCACCAAACCAGAAGUCCUUCUUCAGUCUGUGUCUUUACUUCGGAUGAACCUGCAAAGCCCCGAGGUGGAUCAUCGGGGUAGACACUCCGAUGCUUAAGUCAGCAAUAAUCGGGUCUAUCUCUGAACUAAUGAAAAAAAGAGCUUUAA
Messenger RNA from Rubroshorea leprosula, 980 nucleotides. Lineage: Eukaryota; Viridiplantae; Streptophyta; Magnoliopsida; Malvales; Dipterocarpaceae. The record is from the annotation of a GenBank genome assembly.